AUGACAGAUAAUGUAAAGUCAGGGCAGCAGGAUGUUCCCGAUAGAAAUAUUAAACCACUAGAGCUCUUGUUGAGUCGCAGAGGACCCUUUACUUUUGAAGAAUUUACCCCAGGCAUUGAAGUUGCUCAUAACCUAACCAAGAUGAAGGUUUUGGUUAUUGGUGCUGGUGGCUUGGGGUGCGAGAUUCUUAAAAACCUGGCAUUAUCUGGUUUCCGCGAUAUUCAUGUCAUUGACUUAGAUACAAUUGACUUGUCGAACCUGAACCGCCAAUUUCUUUUCCGUAAGACUGACAUUGGAAAAUCCAAAGCCAUUGUUGCUGCCGAAUUUGUGAACAAAAGAGUCAAAGGUGUAAAAGUGACACCGUAUUUUGGCAAAAUUCAAGACAAGGACAUUAACUACUAUAUGCAGUUUCAGCUCGUAAUUUGCGGGCUAGAUAAUAUAGAGGCGCGACGAUGGAUAAAUGCGACACUGGUGAGCAUGGUAGAUGAGAAUAAUCCAGACACAUUAAAGCCCUUGAUUGAUGGUGGUACAGAGGGACUUCGUGGUCAGUCGCGUGUGAUUAUCCCUACAAUUUCUUCUUGCUUUGAGUGUUCGCUAGAUUUGCUAGGUCCACAAGUAACGUUUCCAAUUUGCACUAUUGCCAAUACACCACGGCAACCUGAGCACUGUGUUGAAUAUGCAUCGGUAAUUGAAUGGGAUAAAGCUUUUCCUGGGCAGGCAAUUGACGGAGACAAUCCGGAACAUAUUUCGUGGCUGUUCGAGACGGCGAAGCGGCGGGCCGCCGAGUUUUCAAUCACGGGCGUGACUUACGCCUUGACGCAGGGAAUUGUGAAGCACAUUAUCCCAGCAGUAGCAUCGACAAACGCUAUCAUUGCUGCGUCGUGUUGCAACGAGGCACUCAAGAUUGCAACGUCUGCAAACCAGUAUUUGAACAAUUACAUGAUGUAUGCCGGCGACUCGUCUGUGUACACAUUUACAUAUGAGUACCAUCGUAAACCGGACUGUGCAGUAUGCGGGAAUAAUCUUAAACAUAUGACAGUUCCUGGAAGCAAAACUCUUGAGGAGUUUAUCGAAAUGCUGGGGGCUCAUCCGGAUAUUAAAGCCAACAAGCCUUCGCUGCGAAGUGAGUCGAUGAGCUUGUACUUUCAGCAACCACCGCAACUUGAGGAAAUGACACGCAAGAACUUGAGUAAACGGUUGGAUGAGCUGAUACAAAACGGCGAACAGGUGACUGUAUCAGAUCGUAAUUUGCCUUUCCCUGUGAUUGUCAAGGUUCAGUUGUCAUAA
Magnusiomyces paraingens is the source of this 1287-nucleotide messenger RNA. RefSeq lists its product as uncharacterized. The record is from RefSeq and is a predicted model, not a curated record. Gene Ontology annotation, cellular component: cytoplasm; nucleus. NCBI's taxonomy places the organism in Eukaryota, Fungi, Ascomycota, Dipodascomycetes, Dipodascales, Dipodascaceae. Gene Ontology annotation, biological process: protein neddylation. Gene Ontology annotation, molecular function: NEDD8 activating enzyme activity. Bases 1 to 1287 code for a protein of 428 amino acids. The transcript has 3 exons.